AUGCCUUUUGUAAUACUCUUCUCGGUGUCACACACUCGUUUCGGUAUCACUCACUCUUCUCGGUGUCACACACUCGUUUUCAGUAAAACUCACUCUUCUCGGUGUCACACACUCGUUUCGUUAUUACUCACUCUUCUCAGUGUCAUACACUCGUUUCGGUAUUACACACUCUUCCCCUGUGUCACACACUCGUUUCGGUAUCACUCACCCUUCUCCGUGUCACACACUCGUUUUGGUGUCACUCGCUCUUCUCGGUGUCACACACUCGUUUCGGUAUCACUCACCCUUCUCCGUGUCACACACUCGUUUCGGUGUCACUCACUCUUCUCGGUGUCACACACUCGUUUCGGUAUCACUCACUCUUCUCGGUGUCACACACUCGUUUUCAGUAAAACUCACACUUCUCGGUGUCACACACUCGUUUCGGUAUUACUCACUUUUCUCGGUGUCACACACUCGUUUCGGUAUCACUCACCCUUCUCGGUGUCACACACUCGUUUCGGUGUCACUCACUCUUCUCGGUGUCACACACUCGUUUCGGUAUCACUCACCCUUCUCCGUGUCACACACUCGUUUCGGUGUCACUCACUCUUCUCGGUGUCACACACUCGAUUCGGUAUCACUCACUCUUCUCGGUGUCACACACUCGUUUCGGUGUCACUCACUCCUCUCGGUGUCACACACUCGUUUCGGUAUCACUCACUCUUCUCGGUGUCACACACUCGUUUCGGUGUCACUCACUUUUUCGGUGUCACACACUCGUUUCGUUAUUACUCACUCUUCUCAGUGUCAUACACUCGUUUCAAUAUUACACACUCUUCCCCUGUGUCACACACUCGUUUCGGUAUCGCUCUUCUCGGUGUCACACACUUGUUUGGUAUUACUCGCUCUUCUCGGUGUCACACACUCGUUUCUGUAGUAUCACUCACUCUUCUGGUGUUAGGGGUGGAUCACUAGAAAUUUGAAGAGGGGGUGGCAAUUCCAAAAAAACCAGUUCAUUUUCCUUACUUUUUUAUGACAUAUGUUUUCCAAAUUUUUUUCUUGAUUGACUUACAAAAAAUAUGUUUUUUUCUGCCCUCAGGGGUAUUCAUUUUAACACCUCUACCCAAAUAUUGUAUGGGCCUAGGCCUGUGAUCGCCACAAGGAUUUCUUUUGUCACACUGUUUAUACUUUUCACUUUGAGUGUCGGUGUCCCGUCGGUAUGUAUUCAAUAUGCGACAAAAUAUCCUCUGUGUCACACACUCGCCUAGUGUCACACACUCUUCUCGUUGUCACACACUCCCCUCGGUGACACACACUCGUCUUAGUGUCACACACUCCUUUCGGUGUCCACUUGGUGUCCCUGGUAUAACAGUUCUAACAGCCGGUAUAAAAAGGUCAAUGACGUCUCCAUUUAACGCUCCCGCACAAUGCUAAAGUAUCACCCUUCAACCAUUGAUUUGCAGACGAUCGUCGUAUUUUUUAAAUGAGACUUGCUGGAAAAAGAUUUACAAGUAAACUUGCAGGAGUUCGUGUUACCUACACAGGCCUUCUAACGGUUUAGAAAAUCCCGGGCGUUUGCCCAGGCUAAGACCAUUUAAAACGGACAAAUGAAUGAAUGGA
Molecule: messenger RNA, 1602 nt
Organism: Nematostella vectensis (starlet sea anemone)
Lineage: Eukaryota; Metazoa; Cnidaria; Anthozoa; Actiniaria; Edwardsiidae
Exons: 3
Coding region: 1-957 (318 amino acids)
Source: RefSeq, a predicted model, not a curated record